ACGGUCUCUGCUGGGAGUUUUUGAGGAGGACACUGCAGCCAUCUCCAACUACUGCACACAACUGUAUCAGGCCAUGCAGAGGAUUUAUGAUGCACAGAAUGAGCUGAGUGCUGCAACACACCUGACCUCCAGACUGCUGAAAGAAUAUGACAAACAGCGUUUUCCUCUCGGGGGUGAUGAUGAGGUGAUGAGUUCUACUCUGCAACAGUUUGCAAAAGUCAUCGAUGAACUCAGCUCCUGUCAUGCUGUCUUGUCCACCCAGCUUGCUGAUGCCAUGAUGUUCCCCAUCACUCAGUUUAAAGAGCGAGACCUGAAGGAGAUCCUUACUCUUAAAGAAGUCUUCCAAAUAGCCAGUGAUGAUCACGACGUGGCGAUUAACAGAUACAGUCGCUUAUCCAAAAGGAGGGAGAACGACAAGUUACGGGCGGAGGUGGUGGAGGAUGUCUACACCUCCCGCAAGAAACAACACCAGACAAUGAUGCACUACUUCUGCUCACUGAACACUCUGCAGUACAAGAAGAAGACAGCUCUGCUGGAGCCACUGCUGGGAUACAUGCAGGCACAGAUCAGUUUCUUUAAGCUGGGGUCAGAAAAUCUCACCCAGCAGUGGGAAGAGUUCCUGGGAACUAUAGGAACCAGUGUCCAGAAUGUACGCCGGGAAAUGGAGGAGGAGGUGGGGCAGAUGCAACAGACCAUCCAGGAGAUGGAGAGGGCUUGUGAUGCCCUUUAUGCACCAUGUGACCCCGACCCCGCCCACUCACCUGUGUGUCGCAACCUGACCAGGAAGCAGGGCUACCUGUACAUCCGGAAUAAGACUGGGUUAGUGUCAUCAUCCUGGGAGCGACAGUACUUCUUUACACAGGGUGGAAACCUGAUGCAACAGGGCCGGGGAGAGGUGGCGGGCGGGCUGGUCACAGACCUUGACAACUCCUCCGUCAUGGCCGUUGACUGUGACGACCGCCGAUUCUGCUUUCAGGUCACUUCCUUUGAUGGGAAAAAAGUGGUGACGCUGCAGGCGGAGAGCAGGAAGGAAUGCGAGGAGUGGAUCUCCACCAUCAACAACAUCUCAAGGAGGAUCUACCUGAGUGAAAAUGCAGAGGAGCUUGCAGCCAGAGUGAACCAAUCCGCUCUUGAAGCCGUGACACCAUCACCGUCCUUUCAGCAGAGACACGAGAGCAUGAGACCCACCAGUAAGGGGCGAACGGGUCGAGCGAGCAGCAUCAGCUCCGUGGGCUCCGAGCCAUCGCCUGCUCUUUCUGUGCUCUCACUGGAUGCACUGGUUGCCCCAGAAACACCCAUCCAGUUUGACAUAAUUUCCCCCGUCAGUGAGGAGAACUCAGGACAAAGCAAAACAGCACCGCAGUCCAGCAGGAGAAGUAAUCCAUUUGGGGAGUCAGGAGAGAGCACAGCAGAAGACAGUGAAGACUCGAUCCUCCACCAGCUCUUUAUCGUUCGCUUCCUGGGCUCCAUGGAGGUGAAGACUGCCGAGUCAGUGGAUGUCAUCUCUGAGACCAUGAGGCAGAUCCUGGCUGCCAGAGCCAUCCACAACAUCUUCAGGAUGACCGAGUCCCACCUGCUGGUCACCUGCGACUGCCUCAAGCUAAUUGAUCCUCAGACACAAGUGACGCGACUCAGGUUCCCUCUCUCCACCGUGGUGCAGUGUUUGUCCCAUCAGGACAACAAGAGGCUGUUUGGUUUUGUUCUGCAGUCGGCAAGCGGGCGGAGCGACAGCCGAGCCAUGUGCUACAUCUUUGAAUCCAACAACGAUGGAGAGAAGAUCUGUGACAGCAUCGGUCUGGCCAAGCAGAUCGCCUUGCACUCGGAGAUGGACCGUAAAGCGGUGGAGAAGAAAAAGGAGGAGGAUAAGGCCAAAGAGAAACAGAAGGAGGAACUGAGCAAGCAAAGACAGAUCGAGAAGGAUCUGGAGGAGCAGAGCCGCUUGAUCGCUGCAUCAAGUCGCCCGGCCAACCCGCCUGGCUCUGACGGACAGUUCCUAGUGCUUAGCAACAGCCAGUCAGAGGACAGUGACGCUGGAGAGGAGGGGAAGAAGAAGGGUGAGUCUGAAGCUUAACGACACUCAGAGGAUGCAUGUUUUACCUCUAAGGCGAGUCCCAGCUGGUAAAAUCGAGACCACAGCUCAGGAAUCAGAGGAGGGGAACACCACCUAUCCGCCCGCCCGGACUGCCUGGAUCUGAAAAACAUGUGCUUCCUCUGUGCAGGACUCUGAAGCUUGUGAUGGAGGCCUGUCACUCUGAAAUGGAGGAUAAAUCUAACGCACCCUCACUGUAAAAGGGAGGGAAGUAGGUGAGGAAACGCCUCAUCCAGGACUCGUGUUUUACUGUGUUUUAAAAAAAAAAAAAAAACAAAGGAAAAAAAAUGCUGCUUUUAUACCGGCUCCACUUUCAAGAAGAGACAUGAAAUAUAGAUUAACCUCUAAGUUUCUGUUUUUAUGUUUAUUUUAUAAGAAGAGCUAACAAAAAUAUGGAAGACGUAAAACAAAAUGUGAGAAGAAUAUUGAACCUGGGUCUGUCGGUACCGGCUCUUGCAUGAGUGCACUUUGAGAGGAAGUGAUGGUUUCUUUACCCAUGAUGAAGGUCCCAGAGGGCAACAGGACACCUCAUCCACUUUCUCCAUCAGUGUUGUUGAUUUAAAAAAGGAAAAAAAAAAAAAAAAGAGGUCAGCUGAUGAUCUGAAACACAAAUAGAAGAUAGAAAGAGAGCCUGAGUCUUAUUUUGAAAAGGUCAUUUAAGGAUUCCUUCCUUCCUUCCUUCCUUCCUUCCACUGGCUUCAUUUCAGCACAUCACAGUAGGUCUUCACUGAUUAGUCAAUUAAUUGAUCAAUAGAAAAUUUAUUUUUAGUAACUGCUAACCAGCUGUUUUUCCAACACCGUGUUCAAUUUAUUAAUAUUGUUAAAUGUUAUUUAGCUGCAGAAAAAUGUGGCUAGAUUGUUCAGACGCUGUUUAGACCAGGGGUGGAAAACUUAUAUUCUUUAUAACGUUAAGUAUAUUUUUCUUUUUAUGGAAACAGACAUAUGUAAACAACAGUUUGACCCUUAAUGCUGAUCAACUGACAGUAAUGUUAAUAUAACUGUUAAGUAAAGUUUAAAUCAACCCACUAAAGGGACAUCUUACAGUCCACUGCAGCUCCAUGUUUUUAAUCUUGGACUUGAGUUGUGAUUCACGGUUCAGAAUCAUCUUUAUUUCUCUUAUACUGGACCUUGAUUAAGCGUUUCACUGUAACUAUUGGGGUUUUUUUCUGGCAUGCCUCACCUAUAAAUAUAUUCAAAGCUACACUUUAAUGAGAAUAAUGGUCAGUUUUGGUCUGUUUGUCUGUUUUGGGGGUUUUUGGUGUAUUUUUCCCACAAAUAUCACUUUAAUCUUACUUAGUUACCUUGCAUAUUCCUCCUACAGUGGUUUAAUCCUCCACUGACAGGGCCUGCCUCACUCUUUCAAAAACCACUAACAAAAGCCAGCUUUCUUCUGAUUGGCUGCACUUUGGAAACAGAAAGUUUGAAUAGCAGAUAAUAGAUAAUAAUAAUAAUAGAUUACCUUUAGAGAUGUGUAACUCAAAACCUCCUGAUUAAAAAUUCAAAUUUCGUAAGCCAUCCAGUGGGCUGAUUUAGCCCCUUAGAUUAUAUGUUUGACACCCCUGGUAUAGACCAAAUGAAAAAAUGAAAAAUAUUUGGCCUUAAGUGUGCUUGAGCUUUUACUGAUAGUACCUGAAAGCAGCGGCUGAAUGAAAGGUUCAAAGGGAAAAAUUCAUCCUGUAAGUUUUCAGACUUUCUUGUCUUUGCAUGAUUUGGUCUUUGCUCGCUGACAGUGAAGAUUGCUGCUUUGAGCACCACAAAGUGAGUUCACAUUAGUUACAUUAUAUUCAAGAAAUGACGGAUUAUACACCAAAAUGAUCUAUUUGAUAAAUGGCACUGCAGGAUAGAAGAAAAACGUGUACGUUUGACUUGACCACUGCCUUUUAAAGAUAAAAAGUCAGCAUACUUUCAACUACCUGCGCUCACUUUGUGCUUAUAUUUGAUGGUUGAAAGUUUGAAGGAUGGUGGGGGUUUUGUUUGUUUUGUUGUUGUUUUGUUUUUUUAGGUUUUGUAUUCAGACACCUUUGGAUUUGACUCCCUGACAUGAGAGACCUAUGUUGUGAUUGUUACCUGCUGAGAAAAUUUAGACCACUUAAAUUACACCUGUCGUUUUACUUAUCAUGAAUACAACUUUACUUUUGUUCCUUUUGGUUCAAAGCUGAGCUCCAGAUGGAUCUAAGGUCCACUUCAUCAACUUUCAGGUGCCAAUAUUAAAGGAAAAAUAAGUCUUGGUCUUGGACUAAUUAAAGAAGCCACAAAUUUCAGUUUACUUAAAGGGUCUGUAAGGGUCUGUAGAAUGAAGGUAAAAAUUUUCAUGGCUUGAUUAAAUAUGAAGAAGUUAUUUUAACUUAAAAAAAAAAUCAGCUGAGUGUGAGGAAGUCAGCUGGGAGCUAAUUUUACAUGGUGACUCGAUGACGUUAACACGGCCACAUGAACUCAUCAUACUGGUUACUAAAGGUAUCUGCUUAAGAUAGAGGAAGUGCUAAAUCCACAGUCCUCAGCAGCAUGAUUAAAUGUGUUUUGUGCACUAAAAAGACUUCAUCUUUGGAUGAUGCCCAUUUGAAUCUUAAAAUGCAGGAGCCUCGUAUUUGCUCGUGUUAAAUAUUGGAGUGUAAUUUUGUACAGAUUUUACAGCAAAAACACAACCAGUAUGAACAUAAAUAUGAAAAUUUGAUUUAAACCAGAAAAAAAAAUCUAUUUAAACCAGAAAAAAAAAUCUAUUUAAACCAGACUUGGAAAAAUUCUGAAUUUGACUUUUUUUUUCUUCCAUAUUUAUUAGUGAAGCCAUAUCAUGCCAUAAUCAGUCCAGUAUUCCAGCAUUUCAAGCUGUUCGUAUGCAGUGUUUGUAUGUGUGUGUUAGCGUGCUGUAAGGGUCGGAGCCCAUGUAAAUGAAAGCAGAGUUUGCAUGACAGUAACACUUGUUAAUAAGCUCUCGUACCAAUUAACCGUGAAGAUUUAAGGCCACGUCAGUGAGCCAAAGAUGCUUUUCUCUCCUCUCUCGGGGCCGUUCCGGGUGUGAAUUGCUGGUCUGACAUUUGCAAAGUUGGAGGUCUGUUUAAAUAAAUAAAUAAAUAAAUAAAUAAAUAAAAGGGAGAAAAGCACAAAUUUCCCUCAAGUUCCCUCAAACUGAAAGGAGAACAUGGCUUUCUGUUUUCAUAAAAGAAAAACACUAGACUUUAAGCUCCUCUGAUACAGUGUUGAAAAACCAAUAACCACCUGUGUGUCAUAAAAAACAGACUCCAUCUUCUUUCACAUUGCCUGCUGAGUCUGUUUCUUCUAAUGUCUUAAUAUUUACCAGGCAUGCAUACGUUGGGGCCUUUUAUGUUCAUCGCACAUUUAUUCAUUAACUUGCAUUUCAUUUCCAGAGUGAUUCACUCAUUUAAGUUUCAUUUUCUUCAUGUAGGGAUGAAAGAGGCCACAGACACACCUCUUCGUUUGUGGGAGGUUAAAGUAGUGGAGAUGUUUCUAAAAAGCCGAAAUCAACAGUUACUGAAGAUGAUUUUAUUUUUAUUUUAGUUUUUUGGGACACGUGGGGGGUGAGAUAUUGCUUUCUUGUUUUUGCUGUAACCAAGUGAAAGGCUCGUGUUGACAGAGCUGCACUUUACAGACGAAGUAAACACGACAGGAUCGCUGAUGUUGAGCUGUAAAUAUGUUUCAGUGAUUGAUGUUCCCGUGUCAUGAUUAACGAAAAAAGGCUUUACGGUGAUAAUAAAGCACUAACUCCAUC
Molecule: messenger RNA, 5813 nt
Organism: Neolamprologus brichardi
Lineage: Eukaryota; Metazoa; Chordata; Actinopteri; Cichliformes; Cichlidae
Source: RefSeq, a predicted model, not a curated record